UCCAACAAACGGCAGAUCCUCUUUCUGUCUAAAGAAUCCAUAAACAACCGCAUUUAUCAGACCCAGGACUGUAUACGUCAUCAAGGACACUUUACCUAUCCAAGAAUAAAUGGACAUGGGACUAGAUACAUACGUAGAAUAAUUGUUUUUUUUGUAUUUAUUAGAGACUUCUUCGCUUUAGCAUCUCCGCAUCUCACUUUUGUCUGAAGAAUUUGCAUAAUGGAUUUACUGAAGCUGCUAUUCAUAGUUUGCUGUGGCGCGUUUAAUUCAUUACGCGCAAACGUCACUGCUGACAAUAUUGACAACUAUUCAACUCUAGAAGAUGAACUGGACAAUCAAGAAAACGUUUUAACACAGCUUUUAGGAGAUUAUGACAAAGUGAAGACUCUCUCUGAGGGCUCAGACUGUCGCUGUAAGUGUGUGGUGCGGCCUCUGAGCAGGAGCGCGUGCAAGCGCAUUGAAGAGGGCCAUGCCAAGACUGAGGACUUCUACACAGUGGAGACAGUCACAGGUGCCAACUGCAAAAAGUGUGCCUGCAUCGCCCCUCCCUCUGCCCUGAACCCCUGUGAGGGAGAUUUUAGGUUUAAGAAGCUGCAAGAUGCAGGAAAAGAUGAUGUCAAGCUCUCAACCAUAAUGGAUCUUCUGGAGGGAUCGUUCUAUGGAAUGGAUUUGUUAAAGCUUCACUCUGUCACAACGAAACUCCUGGAACGGGUGGAAAAUAUAGAGAAGUCGUCUUCUGGAAACCUAACAAAGGAGAAAUUGAGUGUGAAAGGUGAAAAGGUGCAGGGAAAGGUUCCUCGCUCCAGCCAGCGCCAGGAGAAGAAGAAACGUCUGAAUGCGCUGGAGCCCUCACUGCAGAAGAAUGCGGCAGCUGCUCACACUGAGAGGAAAUAUGAAGAGAAGUUUGUUGGGAGUCAGGGUCCCAGCAAGCCAGCGCUGAAGAAAACCAAGUCUGAGGUCAGGGAGGAACCUCGUAAACCUGUAAAGACCAUAGCAGGUCCCAACGGCAUGACCAUUAGAAGCAUGACCUUCUACAAGGCUAACACAAUGGAGGAUGCUGACGGGGAACAGCAGAUAGCCCAUGAGGUUCUGACAGGUGACGGCUCAGUAGAUUUAGUGAUUGAAGACGAGCUUAAUAAGCCAAAGUCACAUACACCUGAAACACGGCCUAGAACCACUUCAGCAGUGACACAACAGUCUUCCACAACUGACAUCAACAGCCAGCAUCCCCUACAGCCGGCUGUUUCUCUGAAUGGUAACUUCACUACUGCAUACACGACGAACGUUACAAAGGAAGCUGAAGGAGAGACUGAGAAAGCCAAUAAAGAAAGCACAACUACGGCAAACCGGCCAACCUCAAAGCCUUUAACUAUCACAAUACCACCAAGCAACUCUACAGCAACCAUAGCAACUCCUCUUGCAUUGCCAAAGCAGCUGGCCAGUGUUACAAUGGCCAAAAAAAGUUCAAAACCUCUUAGCUGGGGUGAAGCCACUACUGAAAUGAGCACACAAUCGCCAAAAACCUCCAAAGAACAAGGAGUGUGCAAGGACACACUAGCAAGCAUUACUGAUCCUGUUACACAUAACACUUAUGGAAAAAAUCAGGGUGCCUGGAUGAAAGACCCAAAAGGCAAUGGAAAAGUCAUUUAUGUUACAGACUACUACUACGGGAACAUGCUUCUGGAAUUCCGCGAUAUAGACACCUUUAAGCAAGGGCAGUUUAGCAACUCUUACAAACUCCCCUACAAUUGGAUUGGCACCGGCCACGUCGUCUACGGUGGCUCUUUCUACUACAACAGAGCAUUUUCUCGUGACAUCAUCAGAUACGAUCUCCGUCUCCGGUACGUAGCAGCGUGGACCACCCUUCAUGAUGCAGUGUUACAGGAGGAGGAUUCCCCGGGGCAAUGGAGAGGACAUUCAGACUUUGACUUUGGUGUGGAUGAGGGCGGCUUAUGGUUAGUGUAUCCGGCUCUGGACGAAGAAGGAUUUCAUCAGGAAGUGAUCAUCCUCAGUAAGCUACAUCCCUCGGAUCUGCAGAAAGAGAAGACGUGGAGAACCGGCCUGAGGAGGAACUAUUAUGGAAACUGUUUCGUCAUCUGUGGCGUUCUGUAUGCGGUUGACAGCUUCAAGCACACACAUGCCAACAUCUCCUACGCGUUUGAUACGCACACAUAUACCCAAAUGAUCCCCCGUCUGCCUUUUAUAAACAAUUACACCUACAACACACAAAUCGACUACAACCCAAAGGACCGUAUGCUUUACGCAUGGGACAAUGGCCAUCAGGUGACCUACAAUGUAAUAUUUGCUUAUUAAUAAUAAUGGAAACUAUACAUUUUAUUAGGAGACUGCUUGCAGUACCUUUUCUGUAUAAAAUAGGAAAAUGAUUGUGUCUAAGUGGGUUGUAGAUCGGUCUACAUGACAGUUUUUAAAGAUAUUUUAUAACAUCUCUAUUUUCGUUAGUCAUUGUUUUGCUUUUUGGUCUGCUGCUCAGGGACGGAUUAGGACUUCAAAGGGCCCCGGGGCCAGUUACCUCCAAGGGCCCCCCUCCCACAAUUUAUUCCAUUCUUUCCCUUAGCUGCGCAUUCACAGUUAUAGAAAGUGAAAGUUAAGAUGAUAAUGAAUAUUAAAAGCGUUCUCGCUCUGCAUCAGGCCUGCGCUACGCUAAAAAUAAUCUGUACAGGGUUUAAAGAAGUCUAAUAUUAGCUACACAGCAAAAAAUCAACAAUGGACCAAAUUAAGGCAUAUGAAAAACACUAAUUAACUGUCAAAUAUACACAUAUUUAAUGCAUCACAUAAAUAAAAAAUGAUUUCUCACCAUAAAAUGCCCCUUUGACACUUGAUCAAAUCAUCAAGCAAAAGAUUUUAAAAAUGCAAUUUAAAUGUACUGUAAUUUUAUUAAUAUGUUCAUUUUUAAAAGGUUAAAUUUAAUUGAAUUAGUUAAAGUAACAUAAAAGCAAAUGUUGCCAUGAUUUAUUGAUCAUUUCAUUUUUUACAGGGUAUCCCAUAGGCCUUGUAUAGGCUGGGACCCAUAUAUUAAACAUAGAUAAACAUUUGUUUUCAUUGUUGUUGGGUUCUCUGUACCAAACUGGAUGACGCAACCGUGAAGCCCAGGGCCCCCUCGGGCUCAUGCUAGUCAAAGGCUCCUGGCCACUGGCCCCAUUGGCCCGGUCAGUAUUCCAUUCCUGUGCAUGUGUUUUUUUCCUUUGUUUAUCAGUGGAUGUUUAAAGGGGUUGGAUCUUAAAAAGUAUUUUUAAAAUAUUCAUGACAAAGUUUUUUUUACUGCUUACUCGAAGUGUAUAUGUAUAUAAUGUAAUUUAAAAUAAACUGUAUAGC
This is a messenger RNA of Triplophysa rosa, 3333 nucleotides long. It is a transcript of the gene olfml2bb, whose product is annotated as olfactomedin-like 2Bb. The record is from RefSeq and is a predicted model, not a curated record. Lineage: Eukaryota; Metazoa; Chordata; Actinopteri; Cypriniformes; Nemacheilidae. The transcript is spliced from 8 exons. Gene Ontology annotation, biological process: signal transduction. The coding region runs from base 220 to 2313 and encodes 697 amino acids.